Molecule: messenger RNA, 942 nt
Organism: Trypanosoma theileri
Lineage: Eukaryota; Euglenozoa; Kinetoplastea; Trypanosomatida; Trypanosomatidae
Product: glutathione-S-transferase/glutaredoxin
Exons: 1
Coding region: 1-942 (313 amino acids)
Cellular component (GO): mitochondrion
Molecular function (GO): prostaglandin-E synthase activity
Source: RefSeq, a predicted model, not a curated record
AUGGUGUUCAGUAAGGGUUCUUGGGGCCGGAAAUUACUCUGCGCGACUGGAGCUGUUGGCGCUUUGGGAUUUGGUGGGGCUUACUUUACAUAUCAACGACGACUGAAGGAGAACCGCAGCUGCACCGCGGAGGAGUUCAACGCGAGGCAAAAUCAGGAAGAACUUCAAUGGGCACUUUCUCACUUAAAAAAUCCAAAGGAGCAUCCACAGGUUCUUUUAUAUAGAUAUUCCACAUGCCCUUUCUGUGGAACUACAAAGGCUUUUCUGGAUUAUAAUAAGGUACCCUAUGAGUGUGUGGAGGUUGAGCCUAUGUUUAAAAAGGAAAUUUCUGUGAGCGCCUACAAGAAAGUACCCCAACUACAAUUUAACGUUCAUGGACACAAUGGUCCAUAUCUUGUGGAUUCUGAGAUAAUUGUCAGCACUCUUGCAAAGUAUUUGGGAAUGGAAAAACAGUUAAACGAUCCUGAGAUUGCACAGUGGCGUGAAUGGGCUCGAGGACCGAUGGUUCGACUUUUGACUCUUGAAUUCAAUUCAUCUCUUUAUAAGGCUUGGUGUGGAUACUCAUAUAUAGAUAAUGUUGACACUAUUCCAUAUAGUAAUAAAAUGUUUUUGAAAGUGGUGGGAGCCCCUGUAAUGUACCUUGUGGCCCAAUAUGUUACCAAACCUCGUCUUAUUAAAAGCGGUCAUCUUCUUCCUGGUGAUGAUUCAAGAAAGAGGUUUCAUGAUGAACUAAAUACAUAUUUUGAAAAAGCUCUAUUAAAUGGUAAAAAGGAAUUUCAUGGAGGGUCUAAACCAGAUCUUGCCGAUUUGGACACAUAUGGUGUGCUUCAAUCGGUAAGAGGCCAUCGCAUGUAUGAUGACGUUAUUCAUUCAACUUUAAUAAAAUCAUGGUUAGAGAGAAUGGAUGAGCAGGUUGGUGCCAAACAUUAUGAGGCUUCUUAA